This is a messenger RNA of Ilyonectria robusta, 629 nucleotides long. RefSeq lists its product as uncharacterized. The transcript has a single exon. The record is from RefSeq and is a predicted model, not a curated record. Lineage: Eukaryota; Fungi; Ascomycota; Sordariomycetes; Hypocreales; Nectriaceae. Bases 123 to 596 code for a protein of 157 amino acids.
UCAAGGAGCUGGGAUCCCCGGCUUUGGACGGAGCAGAUCUUCUGGUGGAGGGAUCGUGAUGAUGGCCGGGACACAACAACGGGAAGACACGCAGAGACGGUCUCGAUCCUGGUUUACAGCCGAUGCGAUUCGGGUAUCCGGUCCAAGCUCAGCACCGUAAGUACCGCAUCGUGCGAUCGGGACGCGAUACAAACAGGCAAAAGACGCGCAUAUUCGUGCAUCAACACAUCCAUAUGCGGGCCUGUACAAGGCAUGCAUGUCCGGAUCGAGAAGGGGGGAGCCUUGCUCGGAUCGUCCCAAUCCCAGCAAAGGACAAGGCCAGCAGGCCGGCGAUAGGCUUCAAGUCGGCCAGUUGGCAGUCGAGGCGGCCAUCUCGCGUUGCAUCUUGCAUCUCACCUGCGCAUCGAAAGCGCAAUGCCGUGGAACUGGCUUCGCACCCAUCCCAUGUGUGUCGGUGCUGGGAAGGCCGCGAGCGAUAUUGCGUCGCAUCCAUCUGGCUGCAAGGCGACAAUCCAUCCGGCUGCAAGGCGACGCACACGGCACGGCCAAGGUCCGUCGAGAUGGAAUGCGAUGUGACCUGCGGGAGAGCGGUGUGAUUAUGUGAUUGUGUGAUUGUUCGAGUCUCAUCC